GUUUUUCACAUCGCCACAAAACAAUUAAAAAAUUCCUCACAAAUUUUUUCUUUCCUUGUUCGUGGCCUUAGCCAUUGUUGAGUUGCAGAGUGUCUUCUUCUUCUUCAUCUUCUUCACUCACCAUGGAAACCAAUGAGAACCAAGUGCGGUCACUGUUCGAGUCGAACAACAACACCACCAACACCAACACCGUCACGGCGGCGAACGGCUUGUUCGGGAACAGUGAUGAUGGGUCCCACUCUCAACCUAAUUCUGCGCCGGAGAAGAAGAAGCGAGGCCGCCCGAGGAAGUACCAGUCCCCUGAGGAAGCUCUCGCCGCUAGGAAAGCUGCCGCCGCCGCUGCUUCUGCUGCUGCUGCUGCGUCCUCGUAUCAACCUCCCAUCCACACCAAGAAACCCCGCUCCUUUGAUCUAGGCAAUGCAGGACAGAGCUUCACUCCGCACAUUGUUCCUGUUGCUGAUGGCGAGGACGUUGGCCAAAAAAUUAUGUUGUUCAUCCAACAAAGUGGGCGUGAGAUGUGCGUUCUGUCUGCAUCUGGUUCCAUCUCUAAUCCAACUCUUCGUCAGCCAGCAACUUCAGGAGGCAAUAUUUCUUAUGAGGGUCAGUUUCACAUUAUAUCACUUACUGGUUCCUAUGUCCGUAAUGAAGUUGGAGGUCGGAGUGGUGGUCUCAGUGUAUGCUUAUCUAAUUCAGAUGGGCAGCUCGUAGGUGGAAGCAUUGCUGGACCCCUUAAAGCUGCUGGUCCAGUUCAGGUCAUUGUUGGUACAUUUGUUAUUGACCCCAUUAAGGACACUAGUGCUGGAAUAAAAGGUGAUGUUUCUACCAGCAAGUUACCACCACCAGUUGAACCAGCGUCAAAUUUAGGUUUCCGCCCGGCAGUUGACUCUUCUGGUGGGAAUACAUUCCGGGGAAAUGAGGAGCAUCAAGCUAUUGGGGGAAAUCAUUUCAUGUUUCAGCAAUCCCAUCCUGUGGACUGGGGAAGUCCAGAUUCAAGAAAUGUUGGCUUUGAACUGUCAGGAAGAACAGGUCAUGGAGCACACCAGUCUCCUGAGAAUGGGGACUAUGAUCAACUCACUGAUUGAGAUGGCUUGUGUUAUGAAAAGGUUAAUCCGUGCUAGAUAGAUUAAUGCUAUCUCUAGGUUGAAAGAAAAGACUAAUGGCAUGUAUAUUUAUACCUUUUGAAGUUUUGAGAUUUCUGAAUGUUCUUAACUCUAUUUCGUCUUUUAUAUGUUAGAUGAUUGUUAGGAUGAGUUUUUGGGAGAAUUUAGCAUUUCUAUAGUUUGCUAUGAUUUCUGAGUUGUUCUGCUUCA
Molecule: messenger RNA, 1310 nt
Organism: Lotus japonicus
Lineage: Eukaryota; Viridiplantae; Streptophyta; Magnoliopsida; Fabales; Fabaceae
Product: AT-hook motif nuclear-localized protein 14-like
Exons: 6
Coding region: 123-1082 (319 amino acids)
Molecular function (GO): minor groove of adenine-thymine-rich DNA binding
Source: RefSeq, a predicted model, not a curated record